AUGCCUUCGUUCAAGCGUGUAGCCGUGAUAGGAGCAGGACCUUCUGGUUUCGCAGCUGUGAAAGCUUUGUCUGAUGAGAAUGCGUUUGAUACAAUCAAAUUGUUUGAGAGGAGAGACCGUGUUGGUGGGAUAUGGCUCUAUGAUCCAAAACCAGACGUCUUUCCUACUUCGGUUUCAAGGCGCCCAAAAAUAAACGCUCCUCCUCAGCAACUUCCCGCAUUCGCUGAGCCACUAGGUGAAGAUAUCGGAGCAAGAACUGGCAUCUAUGAUACCUUAGACAGCAAUGUUGGAGCCGAAGUCAUGGCUUUCACACAUACGCCCUUUCCCAAGGACAACUCAGCAGAUUCCGUACGCCGGUACGGAUCAAAUAAUCCUACACGACCGUACCAGAUCAUUGAAAGGUACAUCGAAGAUGGGUUCAAAGAGUACCGUCAUCUAUUAUCAUUGAGCACCACAGUUGAGAACGUAGAGAAAGUCGGAGAGGAGUGGGUUUUGACUCUUCGAAAAGCGAACGAGCCACUACGGGGCGAGCACAAGGAUUAUUGGUGGCAAGAGAAGUUCGAUGCUGUAGUUGUCGCUACGGGGCACUAUAAUGUGCCUUUUAUUCCAGCGAUAUGGGGCAUUGAUGAGGCUGUGAAAGCGCUGCCUCAUAAAUUCGAGCACUCGAAGUCGUUCAGGUCACCAGAUGACUAUGUUGGGAAGAAAGUCAUUGUGGUAGGAGGAAGUAUAUCAGCAGCAGAUUUAGUUGGUGAUCUCGCUGCUAUCGUCCAAGGGCCGUUGUACCUUUCUCAGCGUGGUAGGAACGAAUUACUGGAUGCUGCGUUCACACUACCUGGCGUUGUUACUAAGCCUCCCAUUCGAAGUAUCUCAGCCAAUAAUGGAGGAACUGUAGAAUUUCAGGAUGGAAGCACGGUGAAGAAUUUUGAUAAAAUCAUCUUUGGAACAGGGUAUCGAUUAUCGUAUCCGUUUCUCAACCCGGAGCCAGUUACGGCACAGAAUAGACUUGCGGGCUUUUAUCAGCAUGUGUUCAAGAUUGGCGAUCCCUCAUUGACGGUUGUAGGACAGGUCAAAGCAGCGCUCAGUUUCCGCGUCUACGAAUACCAAGCCGUAGCCGUGGCUCGGUUCCUUGCAGGUCGAGCCAAGCUUCCCAGCGUUGAGGAACAGAACGACUGGGAGACGAAGAGACUCGCAUACAAAGGACCAACGAACCUCUUUCACGAGGUUAAACCUGAUUUCGCGGAUUAUUUCAACUGGUUGAGAAAUUUUGCUGGAGCACCGGCAGAGGGAACGAAGGGCUAUGAACUCCCGGCGUGGGAUGAUGGGUGGGGACCAUUGGGAUUGAGGAUUCUGUCUUUGAAGGAUGCGUAUUGGAAUAGGCUUAAACGGGAGGCGCAUGAGGGUCAGAUAAGAGCGAAGCUUUAG
Messenger RNA from Mollisia scopiformis, 1422 nucleotides. RefSeq names its product putative dimethylaniline monooxygenase. Bases 1 to 1422 code for a protein of 473 amino acids. Gene Ontology annotation, molecular function: flavin adenine dinucleotide binding; N,N-dimethylaniline monooxygenase activity; NADP binding. The transcript is spliced from 4 exons. Lineage: Eukaryota; Fungi; Ascomycota; Leotiomycetes; Helotiales; Mollisiaceae. The record is from RefSeq and is a predicted model, not a curated record.